AUGCCGGAUAUGAAAUAUAUUUUGGUUACCGGUGGAGUAAUAAGUGGUGUUGGAAAAGGUGUGAUUGCAAGUUCUUUUGGCACAAUUUUGAAAAGCUGUGGUAUCGAUGUGACUUCAAUAAAAAUUGAUCCGUACAUUAAUAUCGAUGCAGGGACGUUCUCUCCAUACGAGCACGGUGAAGUUUACGUGCUCGAUGACGGUGGUGAAGUUGACCUUGAUCUUGGCAACUAUGAGCGCUUCUUAGAUAUAACACUACAUAGAGACAAUAAUAUAACAACUGGCAAAAUAUACCAGCAGGUUAUUGAGCGUGAAAGACGAGGAGACUAUCUUGGGAAAACUGUUCAAGUAAUUCCACACAUUACCGAUGCGAUUCAAGAAUGGGUGCAAAGAGUAGCCCAUAUACCAGUGACACCAGACAAUGCUCCACCGAGGGUCUGUAUAGUGGAACUUGGUGGGACUAUAGGAGAUAUUGAAGGAAUGUCAUUUGUUGAAGCAUUCAGACAAUUUCAGUUCAGAGUGAAGAGAGAGAACUUCUGUUGUGCCCAUGUAUCUUUGAUUCCCAUGCCAAAAUCAACCGGAGAACCUAAGACAAAACCAACACAAUCUUCAGUCAGAGAAUUACGUGGUUUGGGCUUGUCACCAGACUUGAUACUAUGCAGAUCAGAGAAACCUAUCAACCAAGGAGUUAAAGAGAAAAUAUCCAAUUUCUGUCAUGUAGGACCAGAACAGGUAAUAUGCAUUCACGACUUGAGUUCCGUGUACCACGUACCCCUCCUAAUGGAAGCCCAAGGAGUAGUGCAAUAUUUAAACGAAAGGCUUCAACUGAAUAUUUCCAUGCCACGACCAGGAAAGUUUAUGCGGAAAUGGCACAAUCUAGCUAAACGGGUCGACAAUCUUCGCAAAGAAGUGAACAUAGCUCUAGUAGGUAAAUACACAAAGUUGGAAGACAGUUAUGCAAGUGUCACAAAAGCUCUGCAGCAUGCCUGCAUAGCAUCGGGAAGCAAACUGAACCUGACAUACAUUGAGGCUGUGAACCUAGAACGACAGACUAAGAUAGACGACCCUGUUAGUUACCACAAAGCAUGGCAGAAUUUAUGCAAGAGCGAUGGUGUCAUAGUUCCCGGUGGAUUUGGCCAAAGAGGAAUGGAAGGCAAAAUCGAAGCUUGUCAAUGGUGCCGUGAAACACAAAAACCGAUGCUUGGCAUCUGUCUUGGUCUACAAGCCUCUGUGAUAGAAUUUGCUAGAAAUGUAUUAGGACUUAAAGGUGCUAACACGACUGAGGUAGAUCCCAAAUGUGAGGACAAAUUAGUAAUAGACAUGCCUGAACACCAUCCUGGAAAUCUAGGUGGAACUAUGAGGCUAGGAAAAAGGAAGACUUAUUUGGAACCCAGUGUUAUAACCCAACUAUACAAGAGAGAUGUAAUAGAAGAACGUCACAGACAUCGGUAUGAAGUAAACCCAGAAUACAUAGAACGUCUAGAAGCAGCUGGUCUCCGUUUUGUAGGCAAAGAUGAGACAAAAACUCGAAUGGAGGUCGCGGUAGUAGAUAAUCACCCUUACUAUGUCACAGUGCAGUUUCACCCGGAGUAUUUAUCACGGCCAUUGUCACCUAGCCCACCGUUCUUAGGACUAAUUUUGGCAUCCCUUGGAAAACUAAAGAACUACUUAUCAAAGGGAUGUCGGUUAAGCCCACGAAACCAGUCUGAUGUGAGCUCAGAUGAAGACGAUAUAUCCGUGUCUUCUUUAAGUAUAGCUGAUGAAAAAACCGUAAUUGAAAAUGGAAUCGCCGUCAAUGGUGUGAGCAAAUAA
Messenger RNA from Spodoptera littoralis (African cotton leafworm), 1809 nucleotides. The record is from the annotation of a GenBank genome assembly. NCBI's taxonomy places the organism in Eukaryota, Metazoa, Arthropoda, Insecta, Lepidoptera, Noctuidae.